AGCACAUUUGUCCGCUUCACUUAACUCUAAUUUUGUAAGCCUAUAGGGUAGUGCUGGAUCAUGUGACUGUGUACCUGCAAGUUUUAGCUUUUUGCGUUCUGUCUGGCCUUCCCCUGAACAUGUCGUGACUGGUGAAGAUCUUUGCAAGUUGUGUAGACGACCCAUUUUCUUCUCUGCAUCCAAUAUUUUUUUCAUUGUUAACAUAAUUACCCGUGAGAACAUUCAUAAUGUUUUGAACAACAUCUUUAACAGUGUGACAACAGUCUGGUAAGCUUUCUUUUACGCGGUUAUGUCCCGGUAGCUUAGCGAGAGCAUAACUCUUUUUACAACCAGUCAAUUUGUUUUAUAAAAACAAUAAUAAAUAAGCACAUAUGUUAGAUCCCCUAUUUCUAUUUGCAAUAUUUAAAUAAAAAAAUGCUUUCAGAAAAUGGUGUAACAUUUGAGAUGCUCCUUGAAUUUACUGAAGAAGAUGUCAAAGACGUUUUCCCAAAAUUUUCGGAUCGAUUCCAAGUCAGGAAGUUCUUAUCCAUGCGUAAAGAGCAUAAAACACCGAUAUAUGCUGAUGACAGUGAAGGUACUGUACAUGAAUCGAAGCAAGAAUUGGACAGUUCAAUUGUAUCUGAAUCUGACAUUAGUGUUAUUGAUGAAAGUAAAAUCUCUACUGCAAAUCGAUUUACUGCUGAUGAAAUGCUUGAGAGAAAGAUUAAAAGAGGAAAACCAACACCUGAACAGCUAUUUUUUCGCAAUUUGCUAAGGGAUGCAGCAGUAAGUGCCAAUGUUUGGAAACGUGCCCCUCCCCUUGCAGAAGUCUCAGACAAUAAGAAAGUAUUAUUCUUUGCCGCAUUUGAAGUUUCACCACAGCUUUUGCGUCACAAAAAAGAAUUAUGGAAAAGACUUGGAGAGAGUCUACAGAACAGACGGAAAUAUUUGCUGGACAAGCAAAUGGGGAAAAGGUCGAAAAAAAAAGGUACCAGUACAAAUGGAAAAGCCUAAUGAAGAGCUUACAGUUGGAGAUAAUGUGUACCUCCUCUCCAGUGAAAAAGAACACGUUGGGGAAGGGAUUUUAAUUAAAAGAGGUAACAUGUUUUCUGAAGUGGUGGUGAAGAAAGUGAUGAAAGAAGCAGAGUUACCGAACCCAGUUAAUGGACAAACCAUUCUAAAUGAAACUUUGAUAAAACAUAUUAUUCAGUGGAAAACAUGUAGAUUAGAUAGUAAAAAAAUAAAAUAUGUGGCAAAACAAAGAAAGUCUACUACCAAGAAAAUUGAAACACAUGUGGUAAAAUAAGCAGAGUCCAUGAAACAACCUUUUACAGAGAGCAGUAAGA
Messenger RNA from Mya arenaria, 1325 nucleotides. RefSeq lists its product as uncharacterized. NCBI's taxonomy places the organism in Eukaryota, Metazoa, Mollusca, Bivalvia, Myida, Myidae. The record is from RefSeq and is a predicted model, not a curated record. The transcript has a single exon. The coding region runs from base 415 to 993 and encodes 192 amino acids.